Molecule: messenger RNA, 1834 nt
Organism: Annulohypoxylon maeteangense
Lineage: Eukaryota; Fungi; Ascomycota; Sordariomycetes; Xylariales; Hypoxylaceae
Product: kinase-like domain-containing protein
Exons: 3
Coding region: 363-1757 (464 amino acids)
Biological process (GO): regulation of mRNA processing; protein phosphorylation; spliceosomal complex assembly
Molecular function (GO): protein kinase activity; ATP binding
Source: RefSeq, a predicted model, not a curated record
AAUUGACCUUCCGGUCCGCUAGAAUUUCGCGACGAAGAGCCGAAGCUUAAGGACCGCCACAAGGCUACCACAAGGCCGAACCUAUUAAUUUUAGGCAUCGAUGUAAGGGUCUCAUAAAGGCCCUUGCCUACUAGGAUAACGGGGCCAUGCUGUUGGUCUGCAAGUGUGGGAGAAGGCGAUCGCGUAUCCAAUCGGCAAUGUAAUUGAAGCAGUGGCGCCAGCGUUGUUGGCUAUUUCCCUAGCCAUAAUGCUAUACUCUUCUCCUUUACUCAUUGCUUCUACAGUCAAAGUAGUGUAGCUACCAUCUUCUAUCAUCGUCUUGUUUUCUGGACAAGCUUGACACGACAUCAUCACACAUCAUCAUGUCUCGACCGCCAACGCCCUCGAACCGGGCUCCGCAUCACAGCGCCGACUUUCGGUUCAAGACUAACGGCACCGCUUGUGAAUGGGGCGAAGCUUACCAUCCCGGAGGUUAUCAUCCCGUACACAUUGGCGAUAUUAUUCAAUCUCGAUAUCGUGUCCUUCGCAAACUUGGUUACGGGUCCUAUUCCACCGUAUGGCUUGUUGUCGAUCAUAUCCAACCGAACCGCCUUAUGGCACUCAAGAUUGCCACCGCAAGCAUGGACCAGGGGAUUAUUGACAAGGAAGUCACGCUCCAUCGACAACUCGCUGCGGCCGGGACCCAGCACAAUGGUUCCCCUUUUCUAGUCAUGCUACAAACUUAUUUUCAGUUUCAAGGACCGAAUGGAACGCAUGCCUGCUUUGUACUUGAUGUUAUGGGACCUCACCUCACCGAGAUGCUCCAUCUCUGCCCCGAAUUUCAGAUUGGUGAGCCUUGGGAACGGCGAUUUACCAAACAGUUCGCCAAAAAGGUGCUUCAGGAUGUCCUACACGGAUUGCAAUUCUUACACGAAAAUGGUGUAGUCCACGGGGAUCUGCACACGGGCAAUAUUCUUGUCAACGUUCGCUCUAUUAAAACAGACGAAGCCUCGAUAAAAAAUCUCGAACAAUCCACCGAUACCAUUCAAUGCAGUUCUUUGCGACGUCUAGAUGGUAAAACGGACCCGUGGGCUCCGGAAUAUCUCAUCCAACCCGAGCCACUCUACGAAUAUACUUCACUCGACCUCGAACCCCUUGCAAAGAUCACAGACUUGGGCUCCGCUUUUCUUGAGGACUACCCUCCCGCCGAAACCGUAACAGCAGUGGCAUUCCGGGCUCCGGAGCUUAUAUUCGGCCGCCCUUUCGGUAAAGGUAUCGACAUCUGGUCCUUUGGAUGUCUACUUUUCGAAUUGCUUACUGGGUCUUCAUUAUUUUGUGUCAGUCCUCUUGGGGGAGACAAAUUGGAUGAAUCGAUUAACGACGAGCAUCUUAUCCAGUUUUUCGACCUCUUAGGACCUUUACCUGAAACCCUUUUCUCACGAUGGCGGAGGAGAUGGGAAUACUUCGAUCAGGAAGGGAAACGACUCUAUCCGGUAAAUCAUGCAGAUGAGGGGAGCGAUGACCUAGACAUGGCGGAUACCGCGUCUGACGACGCGGAAACUUCUGAAUUAGGAUCCUUCGAUUCUACGGAAACUGCUUUCUUGGCUCCUGCAUUUGGUUAUGAUGCUCUUGAAAAGCGGUUUCGAGAUAAAAAAACCAACGAUAUCGACGAAAAAGAAGAGACGCAGCUCCUGCAACUAAUGCAUUGGGUCCUACAAUAUGAUCCCGCACAGCGCCCUUCGCCCACCGAAAUUCUGGAGCACCCUUGGUUCAAUUGAGUUCCCUAUUGUUGGUAAAAUUUAGGCCACUAUUAGGCGAAUGUACCUAUGAAAAAAAUUAAAUUAUUAUUUUUUGA